Messenger RNA from Tuber melanosporum (Perigord truffle), 3772 nucleotides. RefSeq lists its product as uncharacterized. The coding region runs from base 1 to 2898 and encodes 965 amino acids. Gene Ontology annotation, biological process: protein phosphorylation. The transcript is spliced from 2 exons. Gene Ontology annotation, molecular function: ATP binding; protein kinase activity. Lineage: Eukaryota; Fungi; Ascomycota; Pezizomycetes; Pezizales; Tuberaceae. The record is from RefSeq and is a predicted model, not a curated record.
AUGGUCGCGUCUUAUUCACCUCAUCGCCAUCACGGCGAGACUGCCACCUUGUUUUCUGCACCACACACAACGUCACCCUCGCGGCAUCACAUGCUUCGCUCACCAACUUCUUGCUCAUCACCUUUUGCGAUCCCAAUUCCAUCCUCUGUUAAAACACGAUCGAGUACAAGACGGCUAACGCCACUAAAAUCAAGAGGAUCAUCGACGACACCCGUCAGCCCAGUAAAGUUUCCACUUUCGCUUACGACCACGAGCCACAUGAAUUCGAGUGGCAUGACCCUGCGGUCCGGCUCCUCGAGCCCGCGAGCGAGUCCUCGCGAAAAAAUCGCUCUACAGCGUCAGGCGCGCGCCGGAUUGGGUAUGGAAAACGGGACUCAGAGCCCACCGUCCACAGGAAGUCCACUCAAAAGAAGCGAUGGUAUAAUGAAUCUGGAUCAGGCAAGCCGUGGGUCACCUGUCGCGAAGCGACGGUCUCACUUUGGUUUGUAUAGUUCGGGACACAAACAACAGCAUACCUUUGGAUCGCCUUCAUUUGGCCAAUCGCCGACGCCUGCCCACCACAAUACGACCCCAAAGAGACAUAACAGCAUAAAAAAGUCGGCUGGUCAUGGAUUCAGUGUUGAGAAGCCUUCCUUUGCGCGAUCUCGACCACAGGCUCGCCAACAUGAUUUUAUCACCCCUUCUGACCCAGCAUCCAAGAUUCGUCGUGUAACUUCGGUGGAUAACUUUCAUAGCCUACGACGCGGAUCUUUAAGUAGCGGCUCAUCGUUACCCAGUGCCUCUAUUCACCUACAUCAUGGAGCCAAUACUGCAUCGCAACCAGCAAGCCAUCAACCCCACCCUUUGUCGCAGAAUACUUUCGGCUCACAAUCCCCUGGGCCAGAGUCAGGAAAGGAUAGUGGCGAGGGCUCUAAUGAAUGGCGGACACCUCAGAACUUUCGAUUCGCAAAGCCUAACCCUGCAGCCUUUCACUCUACAGGAUUUGUCCCGAAACGUGGCCGCCUUAUGCAUGCAGAUAAGGAUCACGGCCCUCAACCGGACACACCUUGUAAGAGACCAAACAAUACAUUUGGGUCUUCUGCCUUCCAGAGUGGGAUGGGGGGGAGUAGAAUCUCUAUGACUGAUUUCGCAAAUACGGCGACACCAUUCGGCAAUAGCGGUGGAGGUGUGAAACUUGGGUUUGGUACACUCGACAGAAAAACCAGCACACUGAGUACCGACGAUGAGUUGGAUCUUGGCCAAUCUCAAUCAAGUGCCGAUUAUGACUUGCCCCCUACUCCAACUAAGAAGGUCUACAGUAAUAUUGGGGGCAUAUUCAAUUCUGCUAAACGAGCAAGAACGGAACAGAGCUGUGAGUUGUCUAUAUUCUUUGGCGCCCAUUCGUUCUUACUGAUAUGUGUGAAUACAGCGGACGACUUGAGAGUUAGGUACAGUGAAAAGUUUGAACCGCAAACCCCAAAAGAUAAUAUCCAACCACCGGACCCAAGCAGUCUUUCCAUUUCUGGCCGGGUGAGCCAUACCCACCACCGGAUGAGCUUGCCAGCAACCCCUGCCAGAGAUUUCUUUUCUCCUCAUUUCGACUUCGCUAGUGCCGGUAAGCCGCGCCCGCCUCGAACGGUGCAGUCACUUGAUGGGCGGUCGGUGGAAGUUACCGACAGCUUCUUAUCAAGAUUUUCGGAGAUCAAGCACAUAGGAUCUGGGGAAUUUUCGGAAGUCUAUCAGGUUACGGAAGGCCGUCCACGUAGAAAUGCUUUCAUUGCGUCACUAAAUCCAUCUACCCCUCAUCAACUCGCUACACCAAAGCAUUCUUCACCGUUUGGAAGCUCGCCGGUUGGGAAUAGCGAGUCGUUACUGAAAGCGUACGCUGUGAAGAAGUCAAAAUCUAGAUAUUUUGGUGUCCGGGAGAAGGAUCGCCGGCAGGAGGAGGUUCAAAUUCUCAAGUUGCUUGGGCGAAGUGAGCACGUCCUCGAGUUUGUGGACAGCUGGGAUGAGGAUGGAUACCUUUACAUCCAGACAGAGUUCUGCGACAAUGGAAGCUUAGACAAGUUUCUAGAGCAGCAUGGAAAUAAGGGUAGACUAGAUGAGUUCCGUGUAUGGAAGGUUCUGCUCGAAUUGUGCUUGGGACUUCAACACAUCCAUGACUCGGGCUUUAUUCAUUUAGAUCUUAAGCCCGCAAAUGUCCUGAUUACCUUUGAUGGAGCGCUAAAGAUUAGUGACUUUGGGAUGGCAACGCGAUGGCCAGCCUCACGGGAAUUAGAGCGUGAAGGUGACCGAGAGUACAUCGCCCCCGAAGUCUUAGAGUCACACAGAUAUGAUAAACCCGUGGAUAUCUUUGCCCUUGGGCUGACAAUGAUUGAAGCUGCUGGCAACGAGGCGCUUCCUCCUAAUGGGCCUGCAUGGCAAAGUCUGCGCAGCGGUGAUCUCAGUGUGGCCCCUAUUCUCAGUACUAGUUCUUCUGGCGAGUUAGUCGUCCGUGAUGAGGAUGGCAAUCCCAUAUCCACAGUUGUACUCGGUAGUCUAUCAUCGUCUAGUCUGGACAGUCGGAUGUCGGACUCAUCGCAACCAUAUCAUAUCAGCCGACGUGCUUUACGUACUAGAACGGACCCCGCGUUGCUCCAUAAGCCCCGGGCUGGUGAUCUGGUGAACCCCCCGGAUUUCAUGUUGGAGGCUGGGUUAGAGGAGCUAGUUACCUGGAUGAUAUCUGCAGACCCGGGCCAUCGACCCACUGUUUCACAGCUGUUGGAAACAGAUUCAGUAAGGUGGGUCGAAUCGAGAAGAAGGUCUCCGGCAACGAUCUUCGAGGGGCUUUGGGGGCCAGAUGAUUCCUCGGCUCGUGUCGCUGAGGAGGAUGAUAUGAUGGUGUGGGAGAAACCCGAAGACUGUUCGCCUUGGGGCUGAAGAUCUGGGGGGGCGCAGACAAUGUGCAACUGGAGAGUACAGGGAGAGUGAGAAGUGGAUAGGAGGGUGGAGUCACACUUUUACGCCUGUUCUGAAUAGCUCCUCUUUUAGUCUCUUUCGGGCAAUGGGUCAAUGGUCUGAGAUUUGUGGUAUAUCAGGAUUCUUUUGGUAUAGCAAAUGGUUCCUUGUGGGAUGAUUUUGUCAGAAAAAAGCACUGGAUUUGGUAAUUCUUGUUCUUUUAGCGCCCACUUUCUCCACGUUUUUUUUCGCACUGAUGGGCGCAAAUAUUCUCGCUUUGUUACAUGUUUCAUUCUUGUUGGUUAGGGGCAUGUUUUCUUAUAGCUUUCUCUGGUUUCUUGCUGCUUUUUACAUACUGGUACUGGUGCAUUUGCUAGGAUAUUCCCUUCGUCUACUGUCUUUUCAUUCUUUCUCUUUUUCUUUUGUUUUCUGGGGUUGGUCGGUUUGAGCUAUUUUUUCGCUUCGCUUUUCUUCUACAUUCAGCAUUCAUCAUUUUGCUGUAGGUUUUUUCACUAUUACCACUUUUUUUCUUCCAACUGGGUUGUUUUUACUUUUUUUAUUCAUCACUCCUCUUUGUUUUACAUUUUUCUCCUCACCCACCGCCUUUGUCAUUUUUGCUUUCGUGCGGGGCAUGGCUAGGUGGCUAAUAGCUUCCGUCUGUAUAUAAUUAGCGUAUUGGAGUGUAGAGAGAUGCGGGUUUCUCUUUUGGACCCUCAUCUACCUGAACCAGCAGUUUUUCUGGGCAUUUGUUUGGUUUUCGUGUUUCUCUUAUUUUUUUCGUGAUUGAUGUAAUACUUUCCGCGGCAUUCUAUGGAGCUUUUGGUGAGGUUUGCACUUGGUUUGUUACCUUUUGUUU